Caenorhabditis angaria is the source of this 1434-nucleotide messenger RNA. The record is from the annotation of a GenBank genome assembly. NCBI's taxonomy places the organism in Eukaryota, Metazoa, Nematoda, Chromadorea, Rhabditida, Rhabditidae.
AUGAACAGUUUAUAUUCGUUUGUUUGCUUUUUGGCAAUGUUGGUUCUUUGCAUUUCGGCACAAAUGGUAAGUUAAGGUUCUUAAGACCUUAAAAUCUUUAGAAAUAGAUUCUUAAGGUGUUUAAGGCCCCUUAAGGAAUUUUCAAUUGGAAAAAAUAACUAUCUGGGGCCUUAAAAACCAAAUAAGCUUUGUAAAGGUCACAAAGAGUUUGAAGAGCUUUAAAAAUAGGCUCUUAGGGACCUUAAGAAUGUUUAGAAUAAUCUUGGAAUCCCUAAGGCUCUUUAAAAGGUUCUUGAGGACCCUAAAUACCUUUAAAUAUAUUCUUAACGUUCUUAAGAACGCUAAAGAAUUUCUAAAAGAUACUUAAGUUCUUAAGGCUCUUUGAGUUCUUAACCACCUUAAGAACCUUUAAAAAUUUGCUCUUAACGACCUUAAGACCUUAAAAAAUUGGCGAUAGGUUCCCCUGCGCGAGAACCCCGAAUUUUCAGCCAAAAAUCAAAAUUUUUGACUGAAAAUGCGAGGUUCAGGCAGAUUUCAAGAAUUUUCCAGCAAACCGCCGAUGUUUUGACCAACGACGAUGGAAUAGACAAAAGAUCACCGUAUAGGUGAGCGAAAUUUCAGAUUUUUGGCUGAAAAUCCGGAAAAUCUGAAAAAUUCCAGAACUUUCGCCUUUGCCAAGCGAGAAGUCAUGUGGCCACAACAUAUGUCAUCUUUUGCCAAACGGUAAGAAUUCUCCGAGAGAACUACACAGAUUUUUUGUAGUUCUCACGGACCACCCCAAACAUUUUCCAAGAAAAAGUCAUAUUUUUGUUGUCUGGCUGGAAAUUUCAGCCAAAUUUUCCCACGAACUUUAUGAAUAGCAUAUUUAAGUUGGAAAAAAAAUUGACGAUAGGUUCCCCUGCGCGAGAACCCCGAAUUUUCAGCCAUUUUCAGAUUUCCCUGCUGAAAUUCUAGAUUUUCUAGAAAUUCAGCAGGAUUUUCAAUGAAAAUGACUGAAAAUUCAAGGUUCAGGCAUGUUUUAACUUCAAAAUCUCGUGUAAAUUUUCAAAAACAUGGAAAAAUUGUGAAAUUUCAAGUUUUAGGUGUAAAAAUUGUCAAAAAUGACCUAGACUUUUCACUAGAAAAUCGAUAUUUUCAUCAAAAUUGAAAUUUCAGCCUUAAAAUCAAGAUCUAGGGCUAAAAUUCGUCAUAAGACCAGAAUUUGGCUAAAAAUAUCGUUCCAAGACCAAAAAUCGCCGGAAAAUCACAUCUAGGCUCAAAAAUUGGUCAUUUUUCACUAGAAAAUCACUAUCAGACUUGAAAAAUCGUCCCAAGGCUCAAAAAACCCCAAAUUUUCUCUACAGCUCGCCAUACCGACAAUUCGCCUUCGCCAAACGUGCCCAACCAUACGGUUUCGCGUUCGCCAAACGUUCACCAUACUCGUCAUUCGCCUAA